Molecule: messenger RNA, 2547 nt
Organism: Venustampulla echinocandica
Lineage: Eukaryota; Fungi; Ascomycota; Leotiomycetes; Helotiales; Pleuroascaceae
Exons: 6
Coding region: 1-2547 (848 amino acids)
Biological process (GO): regulation of DNA-templated transcription; DNA-templated transcription
Cellular component (GO): nucleus
Molecular function (GO): DNA-binding transcription factor activity, RNA polymerase II-specific; zinc ion binding; DNA binding
Source: RefSeq, a predicted model, not a curated record
AUGGCGAGCGCGGCGCCGAGUUUGCCACCAUUGAUGGAGUCGGGCGCGGCAUCAGCAUCAAAUGCCGACGGUCCUACCCAGCCCCAGCAACACCAGGAUCAAGGGCAAAGUCAACAUCAGCAGCCCGAUUCCUCGCGUCCGCUCCCUCCGCCCCUUGAUACCAUGAGGGCUUAUCGGGCGUGUUUGAAUUGUCGUAAUAGGAAGAGCAAAUGUGAUCUGGAUGCCAAUCAAGGGAGACCGCCAUGCCGCAGAUGCCAAAGAGAAGGGAAGGAGUGCAUACUUGGAGAGAGCCACCGCGGCGGCCGUCGAGUGAGGAAGAAACCCAGGCUUGAUCAUGAGGACCCAACACCCGACGACCCUUCCUCAAGUCUAGGUUUCCAAACCGCGUUACAAACUCCAACUACGGCAUCGAAUCCCGGAUAUAGUUCAUCUGGUGCAGUCAAUGCAAACUACAGCCCCCAUUCUACUCGGCACGCCCCCCAGCCACCUCAGCCAAUUCAUGAUCAGUACGACAAUAGACAAGAACCGGCCUACGGAUGGCACCAGCAACCUACCCCGACCAAUACUACACGCUCCGACAGCACUGGUGCAUCGAGAAAUGCAACGGAACAAGCAAAUCUUCUUAACCAACCUACUGACCCUUCAUUUCUACACCGGGCAGGAUCGAGUGCGAGUAUUCUCACAAAGUCUGGAGAGCGAACGACUGUUCAAGAGAAUAUUGCAUCGGCAGAUUUACAAAAUCCGUCGGAUGCUUUGGACAUAUUAGCCCAAGUUGCAGACCGAGUAGAUGAAGGUGAUUCUUCUGCGAGUGACCAAAACCAAGGACUGUCAAAGCAGAAGCAUAUUAGGCCGAUUUCUCAUUUACAGGGUCCAAAUCAUUCUAAAGUGGAUGAUCAAUUUCACUACAAGCCGGUUCAAGAUGGAUCGCUAAGUCCUGAGAUGAUUUACCAUUUAUUUUCAAGUUACGAGGAAUAUUUCCAUCCUUUCUUCCCAAUCAUUCCCCGAGAAACGUUCGAUCGCACGAGACUACCUUGGUUGUCUCGUCAUGAACCCCACCUAUUCUCGGCAAUCCUCACUGUUGCAUCAAAAGACAACGAAAGAGUGCACCAGGUUUGCUACGACCAUAACCAGCAACUUAUUUCCAUGCUCCUUGCUGGUACCGAUGCAAAUGUAGAGGCUGUUGAAGCGCUUCUCUUAUUGUCACAAUGGGUUUCCCAUCGCCCCCAGGCGUCAAUUGCUGUUGGUCGUGGGGAAGAAGACCGAGUAGCCUGGAUGUAUAUUGGGACCGCAUUACGUUUGGGAUACUUUCUUGGGAUCGAUCGAACGUCCUUCAGGAACGAUUCAGGUGAAGAUCCGGCCGUAUACAAUCGAAAAAGACUUGUGUGGUCUGCAUGCUAUAUAUGCGAUCGCCAGGUGUCUGUCAGGCUUGGAAAGGGGUUUUGGGCUCGUGGCCCAGGGCCCUUAUCUGGGUUGAAAUCCAGCGAUUUCCCCACCCUCCAGCCGUUGUUGCCAAAUUUGGAUAACUGGGCUCUCAUCUUCCAGGCAAAUCUUGAAUUGACACAAAUAUUCGGCAAUGUGCAUGAUAUUUUGUAUUCUUCCAAAGGACAUGGGUGGAAGGAAAUGCUAGAAGGACGAUACGCAAAGUACCUUGACGAUUUCCGCACCAGCAUCAGAAGCUGGAAUGAUAUUUGGGGGACAUUAAUAUGCUCACCUCGACUAAAAGCUAGCUUGCUGUUGACAUAUGAUUAUUUACGGUUAUAUGUAAACGCAUUUGCUUACCAGGCCACGAUAUCUCGUGCGUUGACCUUUCAACGUGAUAGUCAACAUACGCCCAACCGGCCAAUGCCAUUAAUAAAUGCGUCGGCUCCGGAUGCACGCUUUAUAUAUGAAGCUCUGGAUGCAGCAAAGUCAUUACUAUCAACGUUCAACAAUUUCGUCGACCCCGAAACGCUUCGGUACAUGCCAUCGUCAUAUUAUCUUUUCAUUAUCUAUAGCGCCGUGUUUCUUUACAAGGCAAGGUCCACCACUACGAUGACGGAGGAGGAGCGAACCGGUGUACGCCAUAUGAUUAAUCAAACCAUUGAGCGCCUUCAGAAAGCCUCAGUAGGGGCGAACCACAUGGGCUCUCGUUAUGCGCGGUUACUCCAAUUGCUCUGGCGCAAAGCACCUAAACGGAACACUGACCGCAAUGGGCAACAUCCAUACGGCAUGGACGGCCGUCUGAACCUCGGCCAAAAUUCUUCCAACAAUCCACAACACUCUGGUUUUGACCCGCACGGGACCGGCAAUUUUUCAGAAAAUAUGGGAAUGGCCAAUGCAGGCGGCAAUGAACAGUUUCAGUCCAGACCAAGCGGAGCUUUCAGCUGGUUAGACCUGGGAGCGACGUGGAAUUUCGCAACGCAGAAUAAUACUCUUGCAGGGAGUACGGGCGAUUCUGAUAAUGAAAUAAUGCUGGAGAGCGGUCUGAGUCCUUUUGAGAUGGGAGAUUUCGGGGCAUUUACGGAUUAUUCUUUGCUCGAGGGUGACAACCCGAAUCUGAUAUUUUGA